Molecule: messenger RNA, 1097 nt
Organism: Salvelinus sp. IW2-2015
Lineage: Eukaryota; Metazoa; Chordata; Actinopteri; Salmoniformes; Salmonidae
Source: RefSeq, a predicted model, not a curated record
GCUGGCCCAAGUGGGAAGUUCAACAGUCAGAUCCAUGUGGAGUACAUGUGGGAGACACAGAGCCAGGACCUGUACGACAGCGAAGAUGACCUGGAUGAGAGGGUGAACCCCUUACACCGGAACCUACGCUCCCCUCUGCCCUCCAAAGCCUCGCCCUCCCGUUGGAGCUUCGCCAACGCCCCUGUGGCGUGUAAGACCUACGAAAACGUGGACUUCCUUUACCGUAACCCUCCCAAUAGUGCUCCAUCUGGCAUCCUCAUGCCCCCGCCCCCUCUGCCCGCUAAAGCCAUCAUGAGAGGUCGCUCGGACCCCCAGAUCUCCUUGUCCACCCAGGAGGGGGUAAGCAACAGGUGCAGCUGCUCCAACCCAGCCCCACAGUCCAGCCCCCCCUCCCCCAUGCUGGAGGGUCAGGGGGGGCGACCACCCAAAUCACCCCACGGCCAGGGCAUCCUGGUGAGGGGACAGAGACAGACCGCAGCCUGGGAGGGUCAGGCCAAUACUGGGUCAGGGUCCUCAGACAGAGACAGCACCAAGUCUAACAGUAGUUCCAGCUCCCCUCAGAACCACAUAGGACCUGUCAGCUCAGAGAAAACAACAUCGUACCGGCGGACCAGCAGCGGAGGACAAGGGAAGUGUUCUGUAGCCAUGACCUCAGCCGUGACCUCAGCUGUGACCUCACCCAGCUGUGUGGCACUGGGCAGCCAGGAGGAGCUGUACUGCAGUGUGGUACCUACUGGUCCCGCCCCCGGCGCCACACCUGCAGCCUCCUCCUCUCCUAUCACUGUGCGCCCUCGCAGAAACGCUAUGGUGUCUCAGAGGAGGCCUACCCAGAAGAGGGUCAAGGCGCUGGUGGACUGCAGAGCCGUCAGCUCGGACCAGCUGGCCUUUUUCAAGGAUGAGGUCAUCGUGGUCACAGCCACCGAGGACCCCCACUGGUGGGUCGGCCACAUCGAGGGCUAUCCAUCCAGAAGUGGGACAUUCCCUGUGAACUAUGUCCAUAAACUAGGGGACUGACUAGUCAUACACAGGACGCCCUAGCACCUACCCUAGCCUAGCCCCUACCCUAGUCUAGCCUAGCCCCUACCCUAGCGCCUAGC